AUGAGCGAGACGAGUGGCAACAAAGUAGUUCGCUUCAUCCAACGGUUUAACAUCUUGAACUUCUACAUUGGAGGAUUUACUAUCAAUUUAAGCACAUAUAUGUGUUGGUUAGUCUUGCCACUUCUUAUGAAGGAAAGAGGUGACGCUGAUCCUUUUAUGAUUGGUCUUGCGGACGCCGUUACGUUUGGGAUCACUGGGCUUCUCUCCCCGAUCAUAGGGAUGGUAGCUUCACGACAAUAUUUGUGCCCCGAUGUUAUUUGUCGAAUAGGUUUUGUCUUGCAGGCGACGUGUGCGAUUUCUAUCGCAUUGUUUUACAUCACAGGAACAACACUCCUUCCAAUCUUCUUUUUGUUGAUUCAGGAGUCGUUCGCUUUAGCAUUCUUCUGGUCCAUUUGCGAGUAUUUACUUUCAAACCAAAUUUAUAAAGGAGAAACUAAUGAGAAAAUGAGUUGGUUUUGUGUGUCGUGGAGUCUUGGUAAGGCUAUUGGCUUUGUUCUGGGUGGACCAAUGCGACGGGCAUUUGGUUACAGCUAUUCGUUGUACUUCUCCGCGUUAAUUGUCUUGGUCGCAUUUGUUGUGUUCCCGCGCUUCCCACAAAACAACAGCGAAAGUGUCAACGAAAAACGUGCAAAAAAGAGAGAAGAGAAGCGGAAGAAGAAACUUGAAAAGAAAUUGGAGAAGUUGCGAAUGAAUGGGGAUGUGAUCGAAGAGAAGGACGUCGAAAUACAAGACGGAAACUUCCUCACAAGACCACGUCCGAUUCCGCACUAUUUCUUUAUGUAUUAUAUCAACGAGUUGGUUGUACACUUUACCGUUUACGGAACAAUUGCGGUAUUUGGGAAUCAGUACAUCGACUUUGCAGAUGAAAACAAAAUUGUUUUGAAUGGCGCGAAUGAUGACCCUGGGACAUUCUGUAGCUGUUUUCUUGGAAUCGUUUAUUUCAGCCAAUCUUUAUGCUUCUUUUUGUUGGGACAAGUGUCGUUCUGGCAAUACAAGCAAAUUUUCAAUGUUAUUGUUCAAGUGAUUAUAGCUGCAAUUUGUGUCGGUUUGAUUUACUUGAGGAAUGGGUGGAUUUUGUGUGUUCUUGCGAUUCCAGUUGGGUUCAUAUCUGGUUUUGAUUUGCAGAGUAACGUAUUAUACUCGAUCAACUCCGGCCCCAAACUGAAGGGGUUGAUUUUGGGGAUGUCAGAGUGUGUCGGUGAACUGACGUGCUGCUUAUGUCCACUGUUUGCAGGACUUAUUGCGACAAAAACAAACGAUAGAAGAUGGGCGCUGUGGUUUGGGUUUGUUUUGCAAAUUGUUGGAAUUAUAUUAUGUUUGAUAACACAAGGCAUCACGUUCUUCUUAGAGAGACGGUUGGCUCUUAAAGAGGCGAAGACAGGUAAAGAGGUUGAACUCGAACAACAAAACGAGGAUAUCGAAAUCGAUAAGAACCUUGUAUCCCAAAUCCAGCAAGAAGGGACAGACGAAUCAACAGACGACGAAGAGAAAUCGGCAGGAGCUAGUGCACGUCCAAGCGACAUUGGCAGUGACAUCGAAGUACCAGAGAAAGUUUUUGAACAAAUCCAGCAAGAAACAACACUAGAAGAAAAGUGA
This is a messenger RNA of Entamoeba invadens IP1, 1596 nucleotides long. RefSeq lists its product as hypothetical. The record is from RefSeq and is a predicted model, not a curated record. The coding region runs from base 1 to 1596 and encodes 531 amino acids. The transcript has 2 exons. Lineage: Eukaryota; Evosea; Mastigamoebida; Endamoebidae. Gene Ontology annotation, molecular function: transmembrane transporter activity. Gene Ontology annotation, biological process: transmembrane transport.